AUUACUCGCGGACUCGUGUGAAUAUAAGGGGAGCGAUACGCGUGGAGGGAGAGCAAGAUGGUCGCAUGCCAAGGGGUUAUCAGCCCUUCUUGAGCAUCAAGAGCCUUCUCUAUGGUUCUCCUCCUGCUUUCCUACGCUCUCAACACCGUAUCCUUCCUCUGCAGCUUUUAACCCAAUUUCCCACGCCGUGUCCGCGGAUCUUCGCUGCGCGUCGGCCAACAUGCCUGUGCGUCCUAUUUCUCCAGCGUCGUCUGCAACCACGCUAUAUCAGUCGGGCCUCACCAGAGCGGCAACCAGCCUUUUUCCAGAAUAUCGAAAUUUGACCGGCGCUAAUAGCAAUCAGCAAGCAUACAAACACAGUACGGAAGUAUCCUCAUAUCUACCCCUGCAGAUCCUGCUGUUUUUCAACGUAUGGCUCUUUCCGCUAUGGACGUUGGGGAUGAUUGCCAUUGCGAUAUGGAAGACGACACACACGGAGAUUGAAGGAAUGCAGAGGUUUCUGAUGGCAUUUGCCCUUGCAUUCUUUGUUGUGGUUGAGUGUCUACGGUUAUGGUUUGGCUAUAAGGGAAACCUGCUGGAAAGGGUUCCGGAACUUGCUGGCCACUUCCUCCUGACCUUAUUCCCACAAUGCUUGAUUGCAAUCUAUCUUGCUUUCGGACAACGUCUUGGUCAAGGCUCGACAAUGCCCAUUGAAACGGUGAUUAACAUGAUUUAUGUUGCUUUCCUUGUGCCGGAAGCGCUCUGCGCAUACAUUGCAGCUCGGAACAUCAUUAGGGCACAGUCUGCGAGAUUCUUCCUGAAUGCACCGACACAAAUGGAAUCGAGACAAACGCUUGAGAGGUAUCCCACGGAUCGCCACGAUCUCAGGUAAUAGAUAGGAGCCCCACGCAGAAUGCCCUCUUCUGGUUGUAUUGCGCAUAUUGGGAUAAA
Messenger RNA from Fimicolochytrium jonesii, 930 nucleotides. RefSeq lists its product as uncharacterized. The record is from RefSeq and is a predicted model, not a curated record. The transcript has 4 exons. Gene Ontology annotation, cellular component: ciliary transition zone. Gene Ontology annotation, biological process: non-motile cilium assembly. The coding region runs from base 221 to 871 and encodes 216 amino acids. NCBI's taxonomy places the organism in Eukaryota, Fungi, Chytridiomycota, Chytridiomycetes, Spizellomycetales, Powellomycetaceae.